Molecule: messenger RNA, 1250 nt
Organism: Arabidopsis lyrata subsp. lyrata
Lineage: Eukaryota; Viridiplantae; Streptophyta; Magnoliopsida; Brassicales; Brassicaceae
Source: RefSeq, a predicted model, not a curated record
UCUUCAAGAUUUGUGAUAAAUAGGAAAUGCUUUUUAGUUUUAAUGGAAGUUCUGUAAUGGAAACCCUAAGCGUGUGCAUUAUAUUUUGUAAUUUUGAUGUUUAGAUUCUAGUUUUGGUAAGUGCUUAUCCGAAUUUGGAGUAACGAGUUUAUGGUCAACCAUUCAAUAAAUUUUUGCUUGAUCACUUAGAAUUAGAAUAUAGUGUUUCUGCUUUAUAAUCUGAAACCUUCAUUUGUGUUAUAGGGCAAUUUUGUCUCAAUAUUACAAAGUACAAACCAUUGAUGCUCAAUGUAAGCGUUGGAUUCAUAGUUUACUUAACUACAUAUCUGACGCAAUCCUUUUUUUUCUUUUCAGUGUUGGGAUCCAUAUCUAGUCUUUCAAAUGUCGAUUCUAUCCCGAUGCUAAACGGAUCUAACUUCUCGGAAUGGAAAGAACAAUUGUUACUUGUCCUCGCCCUUAUGGAUCUUGAUCUUUCCCUCAUGAAAGAGCGUCCAAGCUCUCCUAAGGAACUCAAGCAUUGGGAACGCUCUAAUCGUGUGAGUAUAAUGAUAAUGAGAAUCCGGAUUCCGCAAGAAUUCAGGGGCGUUGUCCCCGAUGAUGUUACAACCGCAAAAGAAUUGCUUACCGGGUUGGAGAAUUUCUUUGUGAAAAAUGAAAAGGCAGAGAGAAGUAGGGUGCAAGCAGAAAUUUCCUCAUUGAGUUAUAGAGACAAUGAGAAUGUUAGGGAGCUUAUUAUGAGGAUGAAAACCCUCGAAGCGAAACACAAGAGACUUGGGAUUGAUAAUAUCUUCUCGGAUGACAAGAUGUUAGCGCAUUUUGCAGUCAAAAUGCUGCCAUUACAGUAUAUUAGGCUUCGAAACGUUUACAGUUGUCUCGAAGAGAAUUUUGUUAAUGAAAACGGUAGAUGGCACAUUGGGGAGAUAUGGUCUACUAAAGAGCUCAUCAGUCGCUGCGACAUGGAAGAGGAGACUUUAAGGAGGGAAAUUGCAGAUGAAGCCAAACGCGAAAACUAAAAAAGGGAACAAUGAGAGUGUGUGGUGUAGGAGAAGCAACAGAAGAAACCUAUGCUUAGGAAAUGAUGUUGAAAUGCUUAGAAUAAGAAACAAUGAGGCAUUUGGGAGAUUUCUAUGAGAUAAAAUCUCUCUGUGUGUUGUAUUUUGAAGCAUAUCCUUAGUUGUUAUUGUGUGUGAUUUCAGAUGAAUUUUGAUUUCAAUUUCUGCUUAGGAUAUGUAAUAUUCCAUUAUGCCAAA